AUGCAUAUGCAUAUCCGUAUAGAAGCUGGUGUUGCGCAGCGGACGGACUGGACGUGGGACUGGACGUGGGACUGGACGUGGGACUGGACGUGGGACUGGACGUGGAUGCGCCUGUCUGCUGACACCGUGACGCGUUGUGAUGGCACGUCGGCCUGCUGCGACGCGUCUGUCUGUGGGACGGCGGCGUCAAGGAUGAGCGUCGUCUCUUCACCGUACAUUGCACAAGGCAGGGCACCAUGUCUAUGCCUCCAGCGGCCGCGUGCUAACACGUUGCAACCUCCACCCGCUCUUGGGUCGAGCGGUCACCGCGCGCACCCAAGCUCGUCUUUCCAACGCCUGCCAACGCCCUUCUCUCUUCCGGACAUCUUCUCAGGGCCCGGCCUCGCCCCGCGAAAGCUGCACGCCCCGCCAGCCGCCUCCACCAUGAACGCCGCGGCGGACGGAGCCCCGCCAGCCCUCGCGAAUGGCGGCGGUGCUGCACCGCAGAGCAACGGCCACAGCUCCGACUUCUCGCAGGUGCUCGAGGCCAUACACGCCGUCUACGCGCCCUCGUCGAGCAACGACACCCGCCGCCAAGCGACCGAAUACCUCGAGCAAGCCAAGCGCGACCCAAACGCACCCUCGCAUGGCUACUCGCUGGCCGCCGACCGCUCGCUGCUGGCCCACGUCCGCUACUACGGCCUCGGCCUGCUCGAGUACUCGAUCAAGUACCACUGGGACGACUUCACCGCCGACCAGGCCGCCGUGCUGAAGGACUACGUGCUCGAGCUCGCGCGGACCGUCACGGAGACCGACCAGGUCUACUUCAGGAACAAGGUUGCCCAGCUAUGGACCGAGGUCGCAAAACGAAGCUGGGGCGCCGAGUGGCUGGACAUGGACGAGCUGCUGCUCUCGCUCUGGACGACCUCGCUGCACCACCAAGCCAUUGUGCUCUACGUGCUCGAAACCCUGUCCGAGGAAGUCUUCAACCGCGAAGAUGCCACCGCAGGCCUCCGCGGCAGCGACCUCGGUCGUGCCUGCGUUGACAUCUUCACGCCGCUGCACGUCCUGCAAGAACAGCUGCCUGCACGGGACAAGAGCGUAGACGUGCGCUGCGGCGACGAGGGCUGGCUGAAGAGGCUGUGCGACAACCUGACCUGGUGCUUGGGCCAAGACUGCCAGAGCCAGGAGCCAGUUCGUUCGUCCGGCGCAAAGACGAUGAACGCGCUGCGAGCCGCUAUGCCAUGGAUCAUCCCCAAGGCGAUAGCCGCUACCGCCGUCAUCGAGACGGUCUGCAAGGCGCUCUCGGUGCCGGUGGUAGAGCUGCAGUUGGCCGCCGUCGAAGUCCUGCAGUCCAUCUACAGCCGAAGCCAUCUUCACGACGACGACUUUCAAGAACUGGUGUGCCCCAUGUUCGCACCUGGCAGCGUCUCGCUGCUACGCGAGGUAUACAACUGGACCUUGUCAGACAUGGACAUCAACGAUCUGGACGACCAAAAGUAUACGCUGUGCAAGAAGCUGUCCGAGCUGGCUAACAGCCUUGGUCUUUUCAUUGAGCAAAAACCACAGAAUAUUCCCCAAGGAAGCGACCUUGCUGGCAUCUUUGCUUUUCUCUACGACAUUCUGCGAAACCCUAGCCUGGUUGUCUCCAUACCCGUGUUGCACUGUUGGACGAAGCUUCUACGAUCACGCGUCGUGCGCGACUCUGAAGUCGUGACAUCCAUGGUCGGCGGCCUCCUGGAGACGUGCUGUGCCCGCCUACUCCGCUACGAGUCUUUGCCCGAAGAUACAGAAGACGUUACCUUGCAGUUCCUCAACGAGGACAUUGAUACAGUGCCAGAGCGCCAUGCCUUUCUGGGCAACUAUCGCCGGUUCUGCGCUGAUGUCAUCGAGGUUCUUGUUCGAAGAACACCGGUCGAGGCUAUGCAACACAUCCUCAGCCAAGCUACCAACAUGCUAUCGAACAUCUACAGCGACAAACCUGCCUUCCAGCCCCAAACUUUCUCCAAGCACUCUGCUGCCGUCCUGCAAGUCGAUGCCCAAGUCACGGUCAUUGAUGCCGCAAUCAAGGGUUAUCUCAAAUGGCUCAAUACCCAAGGCGAAGACAUGCAAGAGGACGAGCGAAAGCGUGCGACUAUGGAGAACUCGUUCGAAGAAUGGGGGCGGCAAAUCCUGCAAGCGCGGUUCGAAGACCCUGAGAUUGCAAAGAAGGUCAUCUCACUCAUGUCUACCUUCUCUACCAAGGCAUUACCAGACCGCUCCGCAUUCGCACUGAGUUUCCUCGAGUACAUGCUCACCAUUCGACUUGCCGACAACCCCGAUUUCGCUCAGUACUCGGAUGCAGUCAAGGACCUUGAGCGUAUCUGCAGCCUGGAGAUGCAAAAGCUGGCGAUGAAGUUUGCCGACGACUUCAUGAACGUAUACGACCAACUAGAAAACAAGGUCAACGAGAUGAUCGCGGACCCCACUACCGACGAACGCCAGCGGAUGGCGUACUCUGCUUUUCUCUUCAUCAUCAUCCAUAGAUGCACGACACUAGACAAGGCCACACAGGAACAGCGCAUGAGACUGAUGCUGAACCAAGUCAAGGAUGCUUGGAGUAACGAUGGGUUCUCCAAGUCCAUCUCAGAGUUCCAGUCCUUCUGUGCUAUCCUCGGAAUGGGCCAACUACCCGAAUUUCUAUCCGCAAACAACUUCCGUGGCGUCCAGGACUGGUCGAACCAGCCGCUAGGAAGCGACGGCCAAGUCCUGCAAGCCGCGGUCCUUGAGCGGUCACAACAACUCCCUCUACGGCUGACCAAGACGCUCCUUGCGGCUUCCACUGAGAAGAUUAGGGAUGGCUCUCCGGCCUACGAGACGGCUGCUGCGCUGUGGGCGGAGGCGAUCCCGACGCUCCUCCCCAACCUCCUGCAGCUUGUCAGCCACGCACAAGCGUUCAACGACAUCGACAGCAACUGGUCAUACCUACCACCCGAGUUGCAGCAGGUCAUCCGCAGAGUGCUGACGGACCGCUUCUGGCAGGCUGGCAUCUCGACAGAGAGCAGAGACGACUUCUUUGCAAGAGUGAGCGGUUCCAAGUCGACCUACGAAGGCUUCGCAUCGACAAUCAGAGGCACUGUACGACAGAUCAGGGAGAGCUCAUACUACAUCCUUUACUCUCUCACAAAAUUCCGAGACCACUUCUACGGCAUACAGGAACUCCCUGGGCCGCUCAGCCAGGCGCUCUUUGGUCACGCUUACGCUUUAACAGCACACCAUCUGUCUGUCCUGCUCACCGUUUCAACACAUCUGAUUGAGGGCUGUCCAGCACAACUUCGAUCACACUUCCUGCCCCCCAUGGUACAAGGACUCUUCAGAGAGCUAGACAGGAAAAUCUCUUCAGAGUGGAAUGAGGUUGCUCGCCAGAUUGCGGAGUCGGGGGACAAUGACAACUUGACAGAUGAGAUGAAGACGGAGAGCAUUCUUCGACAGCUCACGUACUCUUCUGUUUCGCUUGUUGCUGUUCUCCUCGACUCACGACAAGAGUUCGGCCGCUCAGAAGACCAAGUCCAGCGCGACAACAGCGGGCCACCAAUGUGCGACUUCCUCCUCUCUACACCCGCGGUUCUUGAGCCCAUUCUUAUGUUCUGCAACUCCACGAUUCGCGUGCGUGACACACGAUCGGUCGUUACCAUCGUCCGCGUCCUCCGCACUCUCCUCGCACGCUUCAAAGAAAAGUCUCCCAUCCGCGACUACUUCUGCAACGACAUCCUCAAAUCCGCCAUCACAUCCCUGCACGAACCGUACUUUGUCGACUGCCAGAAGGAGCUCGCAUCCCUCAUUGCAGGCAUCAUCCAUCUGGACGAAGACACCCCACGGUCUAUCAUCCUCUCCUUGCCGGGAAUGGGCGACCAGUACCGCGUUGACCGUCGUCUUGCGAAACUGCGCGGAUCGAACAGGAGUGAUGAGCGUAUGCAGCGCUCCAUCGUUCUGGACUUGCUGAGCAGCAUAAAGGGCGUCAGCAUCCACGAGCAGGGCAAGAUCCAGCGCAGUCAACCGAAGAAGAGGAGCGCCGCCAUGGAACAGUACAUGGCCGUUGACCAGGCGCCGGCUAUUGUGCGCGGCACUAGCCCAGGUCUCGCAGGCGUGGCGGACAUGUUUGGAGAGUCGUAG
Molecule: messenger RNA, 4131 nt
Organism: Ascochyta rabiei
Lineage: Eukaryota; Fungi; Ascomycota; Dothideomycetes; Pleosporales; Didymellaceae
Product: karyopherin
Exons: 5
Coding region: 1-4131 (1376 amino acids)
Biological process (GO): protein export from nucleus; RNA export from nucleus
Cellular component (GO): RNA nuclear export complex; cytoplasm; nucleus
Molecular function (GO): small GTPase binding; RNA binding; nuclear export signal receptor activity
Source: RefSeq, a predicted model, not a curated record